UGGCCACACAUUUUUCUCCUAUACUAACUUUCACCAUUUUUCUCCUUGGCAUCUUCUCCAACACCAGUCGAUUCUAAUCUCUGUUGCUAUCAUCAGGAAUCAGUAACAUGCACCCAAAUGAAAAAAAUAAACUAUGAACAGCUAAAAAUGAUUAUCUCCUAUACAUGCACUUCCAAGCCACUUCAUUCCAAACCCCACCAAAAUAUAAAGAACACCCCAACUUCAUAUUUUACUCACUGCCAAAUGGGUAGGCAAGGUAAUGAUCCUACUACCACUGUUAACUCCUCCAUUGCUCUUCUUCAAGAAAGGUUUAGACAGUUGGAGAAGGUCAAAGAAAGAAGAGAGGGAAAGCAACUCCUUAAACUCUUGUCUUCUGAGAGCACUUCUUCAUCUAUUAUGCAGAAUCCCUCAUCACAAAACUCUCAUCAUCAUCAACAACAUCAACAACACCAACAACAUCAACAACAGCCAAGAAUGGUGCCUCCUCUUCAUAGGCCAAUUCUCCAUGAUUCUCUUUCUCUUGGCCUCAACUUCACCACACAAGGUGAUCACAACACCAUGAACAUGAAACCACCCCCAUCCUCCAAUUUAUGGCCUCAGGGAUCACCAACAUCACGAAAUUUUGAUACCUCAGAAGUUGAUACUUCUCUUCAUCUGUAAAUAUGUUUACUGCUACUACUACUACUACUUUUCUCUGCUUCCUUCCCUAGUACCUUUAUAGAUGUAUAAUAAUAUAACCCUGUGUUCUGCAUCGUUUUGUAUCAGUAAUCAAGGAGAAUUUGUAUCAGUUAUGCUUCAUUUUGUCGCUGGAAAGUAUGUGAGUAACAUAUGAAAUUCGUAAUUGUAUAUGGACUUCCUUAAA
Molecule: messenger RNA, 862 nt
Organism: Vigna unguiculata (cowpea)
Lineage: Eukaryota; Viridiplantae; Streptophyta; Magnoliopsida; Fabales; Fabaceae
Source: RefSeq, a predicted model, not a curated record